UAGAGGGAGACAGGGAGACAGACAGAGAGACAGACAGACAGAGAGAGAGCCAGAGAGAGAGAGAGAGAGAGAGAGAGAGAGAGAGAGAGAGAGAGAAGCAAACCAGGAUGAACAGUCAGAUGUCUCCCUAUUCUGUGAGUUUUGUCGCAGUGGAAUAGGCGUUCACUUUUAUUGUCAAUGCUUGCACUGCUCACCAUUGUAUGGGAUUAUAAACAAUCUAUUUUAGAUUUGUAAACUUGUAGCAAGAUGUCAAAAGGCGUCUGGAGGAAACGCGCCCUCUCCACGGCUGGAGGAGCCUUGUUCACCUGCCUCGUGAUGAUGGUUCUUCUCGUCGCCGUUAUCAAACACCGGGGGACUCUCGUGGAGGAAGGUUCCACCGGGAGAGAGUUCGGGACUCGCUCCCUGCAAAGUUUAAACAGCAUGAAUAAUAAUGACAAACCCGUUAACCAAGCUCCAGCCGAGGAUCGGGUCGGGGACAAAUGUCAGGCGGCCCAGGUCAAGGGUUUUUCGGCGUACUUCAGUGAGUUGAGCCGGGGGAAACGGGCGGUGGAGCACAGAGCGGUGAAGGCUAGUGAUUCUACACCGGUGGAGGAGCUCAGUCCGGCAGAUGUGUUCAUAGCGGUGAAAACCACCAAGAAAUACCACCACACCAGGCUGGAUCUACUGCUGGACACAUGGAUCUCUAGAAACAUGCUGCAGACGUACAUAUUCACCGACGGAGAGGAUGACAGGCUGAGGAAGAGGAUGGGGAGUCACAUGAUCAAUACUAAUUGUUCAGCGGCCCACAGUCGCCAGGCUCUGUCCUGUAAAAUGGCCGUCGAAUACGACACCUUCAUCAGCUCUGGCAAGAAGUGGUUCUGCCACGUGGAUGAUGAUAACUACGUGAACAUACGUCCCCUUGUGAAGCUCCUGUCUCACUACAGCCAUGCCCACGACGUCUACAUUGGCCGGCCUAGUCUCGACCGACCUCUAGAAGCCACCGAGAGGUUUGGCGACUCCCACACGGUAAGGGACCAGGAGCGUCCAGUGCGUUUCUGGUUUGCCACAGGAGGGGCAGGGUUCUGUGUUAGUCGAGGUCUCGCCCUCAAGAUGAGCCCCUGGGCCAGUGGAGGUAAUUUCAUGACAACAGCUGAUCGUAUUCGUCUCCCUGACGACUGUACGGUUGGUUACAUCAUCGAGGCGUUGCUUGGGGUGGGUCUUAUCCGCUCCCCACUGUUCCACUCUCACCUGGAGAACCUUCAGCUGGUGUCACCGACACAGAUACACCACCAGGUAACUCUGAGUUAUGGAACGUUUGAUAGUAAGAGAAACAUAAUCAACGUAAGAGGAGCUCUCUCAUUGGACGAAGACCCUACCAGGUUCAGGUCUGUCCAUUGUGUCUUAUACCCAGACAUUCCGUGGUGUUCAGCCCUGACCUGGUACUGAGGUACUGACCCCACCAGUCCAGAGACACGGAAAGAGGGGAGAAGACGAGAGAUGGAUUAAAGACACGGAGGGAGCGGUGGACAGAGGAGAGAAGUGGAGAAGAGGGACGAAAAAUAUUGAUGAAUGGAUAGACAGAGGAGAGGACAGGAGAGACCGAGCCAUUAACCUCCCUCUGUAUGGAUUCAGAAUGAGACCCUAUUGUCAUGAUACGGUGCCUUCUGACCAUAGAACGGCUUUCUCAAGCUCUCAUGUCCUACGGAUCGUUUUGGGGUUCCUAGGGCCUCUGGGGCACCUCGUGGGACGACACUGAAUCUCUCCGUCACCGGAUCCUUACGCCCUCUAACCCUUGACCUCUAACCCCUAGUCCCUCCCAGAGAGGCCUGGUGGGGAGAAGAGAUGAUCGCGAUGUUGUUGUGAAGUUGCUGAUUGCAGAUGGCUCUGUGAUGGACAACGUUGCGGCUCUAACAGAGGGGGACUGUUUUAAGCCACGGUGCUGUUCUGUCGCUGCACUCCGCUUUGUAGCCUGAGUGCCAGUCUUCUUUGUGCUAUCAUCAACUCCUUGUCACGUUUGGCUCGUCCAUGACAGCAAUGUAGUUGGCAUGGUAGCACAAACAUGUCUGGGACCAUCUAUUUUGUGAGUAGAAGUUGUAAUCUUCCCCCCCCCCCAUUGGUUGCUAAGGAGAAUGGUUCUACAUCCUCUUUGGUGUUCAACAUUCCUCUUCCUGUAUCUUGGAGACUGAAGGAUAAACUAAUUGUGUACUGUUUGUUUUUUCUUCUUUCUUCUCAAUAUUCUUCCCAAUAUUAACGUUUAUUGUGGAUUUUAAAAAAGUCAUGUCAACAGACUCCGGAUCUCUACCAGACCAGUGAAGUGGUGUGUUUUACUGCUCAUUGUUAACAGUUGAUUGUUGUUUGUAACUUUUCAGUAUUAUCUUGUUAUUCCAUCAGACAGCUGUCAAUCAGACAACAGUCAUAAUGACUUGGAGUUGGAUGGUGACUAAGCACUUUGCUGGGAGUUAUGAAGCACCAGGGACUGUAUACAUAAAGCAGGUCUCAGAAUAGGGCUGCUGGUCUAGGAUCAGGUGCCCUCUCUUAUUCAUUAUACCGUAAUUUCCGGACUAUUAAGCGCACCUGAACAUAAGCCGCACCCACUGAAUUUAAAAAAAAUAUGUCUAUAAGCCGCAGGUGCCUACCGGUACAUUGAAACAAAUUAACUUUACACAGGCUUUAACGAAACACGGCUUGUAACAAAAAUAAA
Molecule: messenger RNA, 2680 nt
Organism: Salmo salar (Atlantic salmon)
Lineage: Eukaryota; Metazoa; Chordata; Actinopteri; Salmoniformes; Salmonidae
Source: RefSeq, a predicted model, not a curated record